GUCGGUCGAUCGGUGCCUUGCUGAAGAAAGUUCUACUGUGUUUGUGUUGUUGAGGCUCGCUGAGAGCGGCAGUUCGGUUCAGUACAGAGUAGCGUUGUCGUCGCCACCGCUUCUACACAGAAAAGGGGCGGCUACAAACGCUCUGCGGGUAUAGUUCUGUCCGUUGACGCUUGUACUUGCAGAACGACUAGUUAGGGCAGCGCAAGCCGACGCACACAAAACGUUUUCUUCUUCGUGUCCAUUAUUUCGCACCGAGUCAAGCCUUGACAGAACAUCCGGUAAUCGUUUGGACGCGCCUUCGUAAUAGAAGGCAGCAACAGGCCUUGAGUCUGACUGACUGGGGCUGCGAGAAAGGGCCUGCCUACAAAAUGACCCAGUUGGUAGAAGCACGUGUGAUUCAGGUAUCGAAUGUUUCGCCGGCUGUAACUAAAGAGCAGCUGCAGACUCUGUUCUCAUUCGUUGGGACUAUCGACGAUUUGCGUCUUUAUCCAUCGAAGGAGCAUACACUCGACAAUGGCACUCGAUUGUGUUAUGUUAAAUUCGUCGACCGGUCCUCAGUUGGUGUGGCCAUGCACCUUAAUUCGGUGCAAUUUAUGGAGCGGCAGAUUCUCAUCUAUCCAAUGGAAGAUGACCAGGUCCCGGACGAAGAAUAUGCCAUUUUCAAACUGGCGCCUCUCGCGCCUGUGAUGGGUGGUCCUGAAGAGUCAAACGAAGCACCACGCAAGCUUACCAAUGAGUUAAGUACGAACGCCGCUGGAGCCAGGGUGAUAAAUACAAUUGAUCCAACCCUGGCUGCCAAGGGCGCUCCAAACUAUCCCGCUUUACCAGCUGGACUUUCAGAUGAAAAUAUCGAGGAGAUUCGUCGAACUAUCUAUGUAGGAAACCUCGACCCUAAUCUCACAAAUGAGAUGGUCCUGAAGUUCUUCUCCCAAUGCGGCGAAGUGAAAUACGUUCGAAUGGGAGGUGAGUCUGGUGCACCCAUGAAGCACGCGUUUGUCGAGUUCAGCGAACAGCAAACAGUGGGCAAUGCCUUCCAAUUCAAUGGGACACUACUGGGAAGUCGGGCAAUGGUCGUUUCUCAUAGUUCAACGGCUAUUAUCAAACCAAGUCACCAGGCUGAUCCUCGACUUAACGCCGAAACUCUUCAGUCUAAAAGUCAGUCGAACAAAGCUCGCAGCCGAUCACGAAGCCGAACGCGCAAAAGAUCACGCAGUUCAAGCCGUAGUCGUCGAAGAAGGUCGAGAAGUCGGUCGAGGUCGCGCUCGCGAAGCAAAGGCCGACUCAGAAGAAGUCGUUCUAGGGAGAGAAAACGUUCGAGGGAGCGGAAGAGGUCCCGUUCACGCAAGAGGUCUCGUUCGAGACGCCGCUCAAGGUCACGUCGCCGUUCGCGUGAACGCAAGCGUUCAAAGGAUCGCAAGGACAAAGACUCCAAGGACAGCACGAAGGACAAAGGUGGCGACAAGGAUAAGAGUGCUAAGGAACGAAGUGGAGGCCCAAAAACUCCUGAAGGCUUGGGUCCUAAAACGCCUCCUGAUGAUGCUUCAAAAGAAGGGCCCGCCCCUCCACCUGGCUCUGAUUCUGAGAUUCCGCCUCCACCGCUUUCUGAGGACACUCAGGUUAGCUGUACCGCAAGCGAUAGCGGUAGAGACAGAGCUGAGAGAAAGGACAAAGGCAAAGAGCGAGAAUUGGAUAAGGACAAAGACAAAAAGGAUAAACGAAGAAGCAGGUCUCGAUCUCGCGAACGUCGCCGUCGCUCCAGGUCACGUGACCGCCGCCGGCGCAGUGGCUCAAGAGGCAUUAAAAAACGCCGAAGCCGAUCUGGUUCACGUCCCAAGCGAAGCCGUUCAAGAGAACGAAAGAAGAGGCCUUCAAGAAGCAGAUCGCGCUCUCUUGAUCGAGCUGCCAGGGUAAAACGAUCCCGGAGCCGGGAUCGCAAAAGAAAGAAGUCGCGCAGUUUGUCAAGGGAUCGGAAGAGAGACCGCUCCAGGAGCAAAGAUAGGAGGAAAAGAUCUCGAUCGCGAUCAAUGUCAAAAAAACCGCCACCUCCACCCCCGAGGGACUACGAUGAGGAAGAGCGUGAACGAGGCGGGGGUGGUGGUGGAAGUGGAGAAGACCCCCAUAAUCCUGAGGCUGUCGCCCAGUCAAUUCUCGGGCCUAUGGGGCCUAAUGAACCGCCUAGGGAUCACCAACCUCCACCCCCGCCUCCACCCGGAGAUGACAUGGAUCUCUCGGAGUGAUCAUUAAUGAUUUGAAAUAGAUAACUACUCAUUUGUCUUAUGCUUAGUAUCUGGGCGAAUUAACCCCAAAAAGUUUGGGACAUACUGAAGAAGCCAACAUUACCAUUACAUAUAUUUAUUAUUCUUUCGUUUAUUUCUCAAAUGUGACAACAAUGACAUAUUUGAGAGUUAGACUUUAACGUCUAGCGAGGUUUUGGCGAGGCGGAAAACAAUAGGUACGGUAUAAUGUACUCCAACGGCGCUGGCGUUAACUGUUUAUCAACGUAAAGAAUAAUAUUUGAUAUGUAAAAGGCAGGGGAAAUUAAGUAAUUGCACUUGGAUCUAUAAGAUAACACGGGAUCCCCGGUUGAGUUAGGCUCGGUUAGUUUUGUGUUUUUCUACAGAUACUAGUAUACCACACCUAUUGCCCUAUAUAAAGAGUAUAACAACAACCUGUACAUCGGUAUACCAUUGUCUAUAGUCGUUUUAUGUAAGAUGUUCGCUCCUAUUACUUUCCACCGAAAAGCUGCUCAAAGUACGGAGUAACUAAUCUUAAAUGAUCACAAGCCGAGAAGUUACAGGAAAGCAAACUGAACUUAGUUCACACGACCUUAUUAGGGGAUCUGAAUCAGGACUAAAAUUUAGAAAUUGUGGCUACCGUAAUAUAAUUUGUGGAAUCAGUCACCAGUACGUAUUGUCAUUAUGAUAAUUAUUAUUACUCAGGCGUAAAGAAUCUAUACAAAGAGAUGGAUGAUAACUAAAUAAAAAAAAAAAAAGUACACACAAACGCCGACAGAAGGGGGAAGACCCUUGUGAAAAAAUGGACCGUAGGUCUGCUUUCAGGACUAGCAACAGACCAGCAUGUACACGAGAAAUUAAAUUCAAAAAUGUCAUGGAUAAGUGAAAAAUGAAAUAACAGGGCUGUCGUUGUAAUUCGCAAAUUUACAGAAAUAAAGACUAAGCGAAUGUAUACUAUUUUA
Varroa destructor (honeybee mite) is the source of this 3196-nucleotide messenger RNA. RefSeq lists its product as uncharacterized. The record is from RefSeq and is a predicted model, not a curated record. Gene Ontology annotation, molecular function: RNA binding. Lineage: Eukaryota; Metazoa; Arthropoda; Arachnida; Mesostigmata; Varroidae. Gene Ontology annotation, cellular component: nucleoplasm.